This is a messenger RNA of Talpa occidentalis (Iberian mole), 3851 nucleotides long. It is a transcript of the gene AASDH, whose product is annotated as aminoadipate-semialdehyde dehydrogenase. The transcript is spliced from 15 exons. Gene Ontology annotation, biological process: amino acid activation for nonribosomal peptide biosynthetic process. The coding region runs from base 481 to 3765 and encodes 1094 amino acids. The record is from RefSeq and is a predicted model, not a curated record. Lineage: Eukaryota; Metazoa; Chordata; Mammalia; Eulipotyphla; Talpidae. Gene Ontology annotation, molecular function: protein binding.
GCCGCGGAGGCUUCUCGGAGGACUCAGCGCGGUAGGUCCCGACGGCUAAACGAUUAGGGGCCGGCAGCUACUUUCGACUCGGGCUGUUGAGAAAAGGUCGCGAUGGGUUGGGUUUCUCUCCUGCAACCCUCCAGACCACUUGAGUGAGUCGUAGCAGGAGGCCGUGUCCGGCGGGGCUCUGAAGCUGAUUGCGCGCAGGUUUGAUCGAUUUCAUACACCCCGCCUGACCUCGGGCUGGAGUCGGUGGUGUCUGGAGGGUUGGUCUGUUGCCCAGACUGACCUGUGUGAUCUCUGCACAGUCUCCUGCCACCUUCUGUUCUUUCAUUGGGAUGGAAAUAAGACCGCCCGGCCUACCCGCUACCUUGGUUUUGGAGGAGCCACUGGAAGAAUUGUUUUGGAAGUGCUUGCUCUAGCGUGCAUUGUUAUUAAACGUAUUUGCAUAAUGUAGAGUUCUUUGAUAUUUAGGUAAACUUCAGUGAAAUGACUCUUCAGGAAUUGGUGCACCAGGCUGCCUCCAUUUACUCUAAUAGAACGGCUGUAUGUUUUGACAACUGUAACAACCAGGCUCCAGUUUACUACACCUACAAGACUGUGGUGAAUAUAGCUUCAGAAUUAUCAGAUUUUCUACUAUUACACUGUGAUUUUCAAGGAAUUCGGGAAAUUGGUCUCUACUGCCAUCCUGGAAUAAACUUACCCUCUUGGAUUUUAGGAAUCCUCCAAGUCCCUGCUGCUUAUGCUCCUAUUGAUCCAGAUUCACCACCAGCAUUAUCAACUCAUUUUAUGAAAAAAUGUAACUUAGAGUAUAUCCUUGUUGAAAAACAGCAAAUUCAUAAAUUCAAAUCUUCCUAUGGAACAUUACUGAUAUGUGAUAUGUUUACAGUGGAACAUAAUGAUCUAGUACUCUUCAGACUUAACUGGAGAAAUGAUGAGGUGAGCUUGAUGUUAACUGACAGAAAAGAAAAAUAUGAAAAAGAAAAAAUAGCAACCAGCACAAGUUCUGAAAAGAGCAAUGAAGAAAAGUCAGAAGAACACCUAGAUGUGAGGCAAAAGAAUUGCUUGGCUUAUGUUCUGCAUACAUCAGGCACCACGGGGGUACCUAAGAUUGUCAGAGUCCCUCAUGCAUGUAUAGUGCCAAACAUCCAGCAUUUUCGGGAACUUUUUGAGAUCACUCAAGAAGAUAUUUUGUUUCUGGCAUCACCUCUGACCUUUGAUCCUUCUGUUGUGGAAAUGUUUGUUGCUCUAUCAAGUGGUGCCUCUUUACUUAUUGUACCAACUUCUGUCAAAGUGCUCCCAUCAAAAUUAGCUGCUGUUCUCUUUUCCCAUCACCAAGUGACUAUUUUGCAGGCAACACCUACGUUGCUUAGAAGAUUUGGAGCUCAGCUUAUAAAGUCUACUGUUUUAUCAACCAAUACUUCUCUUCGAGUAUUAGCCCUUGGUGGUGAAGCAUUUCCAUCAUUGACUGUUCUCAAAAGCUGGAGAGGAGAAGACAAUAAAACUCAAAUAUUUAAUGUUUAUGGUAUCACAGAAGUAUCAAGUUGGGCAACUUUUUAUAGGAUUCCAGAGAAGAUUCUUAACUCUUCUUUGAAAUGUGAAAUGCCUGUACAACUGGGAUUUCCACUGCUUGGAACAUUAGUUGAAGUCAGAGAUACUAAUGGUUUCACAAUUCAAGAAGGCAAUGGCCAAGUAUAUUUAGGUGGCAAAAACAGAGUAUGUUUUCUUGAUGAUGAAAUGACAGUACCACUUGGCACAAUGCGAGCCACAGGAGACUUUGUGACAGUGAAAGAUGGAAAGAUGUUUUUCUUGGGACGAAAGGACAGUCAGAUCAAACGCCAUGGCAAACGUCUUAGCCUUGAACUUGUACAACAGGCUGCUGAAGGACUUCAGCAAGUGGAGUCUUGUGCGCUUAUAUGGUAUAAUCAGGAAAAAUUAGUUCUGUUUAUGGUGUCCAGAAAUGAUUUAGUAAAGGAUUACAUCUUUAAAGAACUACAGGAGCGUCUUCCAAGUCAUGCAAUCCCAGAUGAGCUUGUGUUGAUUGAGUCUCUUCCAUUUACAUCUCAUGGCAAAGUUGAUGUUUCUGAGUUAAACAAGAUUUAUUUAAACUCCAUAAAGUUGAAGUCUGAGAGAAAGCUCAAUGGAAAAGAUGAACUAUGGGAAAAAUUACAACAUUUGUGGAAGUCUAUUCUGAAUCUCUCAGAAGAUCAUUUGAAGUUUCCUGAUGAGUCUUUCUUCUUAAAAAGUGGUGGAGAUUCUUUGAAGUCCGUACGGCUCCUUAAUGAGAUUGAAGAACUUGUUGGCACAUCAGUACCUGGGCUUCUGGAAAUUAUUCUUAGCAGUUCCAUUUUAGAAAUUUAUAAUCACAUUGUUCAAACAGUGUUUCCAGAUAAAGACCUGAUAGUUAGCAAAAAUUAUGCUAUUAAAAGAAAAUUCUGUGACAUCAAUCAAGAGGAAACCAGUAGAAAAUCUUCACAUCAGAAAUCAGUUAUGCCUUUAAAUUGUGAUAAGAUAAAUGCUUUUUGUUCAGUAAAUAGAGGGAGUCAGAUACUAUCCCUGAAUACUACUAGCUUUUUAGAACAUUGCCCUUCAGCCUAUUCUGAUGUAAUUUUACAGACUAACAUUCAAAAUGUGAAAAGUUUAAAAUCUUCAGCUCUUUUUGGGAAGACAAAGGACCCAUCCUGUGUUGCAGAAAUUUCUGAAAAGGGAAUACCUGUGAAAGGAAAUGAGAAAAUGGAGUUACGUGUGAGGUGGAUGUCCAACACAGGCAAAUGUGUAGAUGCUUCACCUCUGAUUAUAAUACCAGCUGCUGCUAAGUCAUCUGCAACUGUGUACAUUGGCUCCCAUUCUCAUCGAAUGACGGCAGUCGACCUUUACUCUGGGACGGUGAAAUGGGAACAGAUUUUGGGAGAUCGAAUUGAAUCCUCAGCAUGUGUAUCUAAGUGUGGAAAUUUUAUCAUAGUGGGCUGUUAUAAUGGGCUAGUUUAUGUUCUGAAAAGUAAUAGUGGAGAAAUAUAUUGGAUGUUUACUACUGAGAAUGCUGUCAAAAGCUCAGCAACCAUGGAUCCAACCACUGGACUCCUGUAUGUCGGUUCUCAUGACCAGCAUGCAUAUGCUCUGGAUAUUUAUGAAAAGAAGUGUGUUUGGAAGUUAAAAUGUGAAGGAACUAUAUUUUCUUCUCCUUGUUUGAGCCUGAAUCCUCAUCAUUUGUAUUUUGCUACUCUAGGAGGACUUUUACUGGCUGUAAAUCCUGCCACUGGGAAUAGAAUUUGGAAACAUUGCUGUGGAAAACCACUCUUCUCUUCUCCACGGUGUUGCCUGGAAUAUAUUUGCAUUGGCUGUGUAGAUGGAAAUUUACUCUGCUUUACUCACUUUGGAGAACAGGUUUGGCAGUUCUCUACCAGUGAACCAAUCUUUUCAUCUCCAUGUAUCUCAGCAUCAGAGCAAGAAAUAUUUUUUGGUUCCCAUGACUGCUUUAUAUACUGUUGUAGUAUGAAAGGUGACCUCCAAUGGAAAUUUGAAACAACUUCAAGGGUGUAUGCAACGCCAUUUGCUUUCCGUAACCACAGUUCUAGCAACGAAAUGUUGCUGGCAGCAGCAUCUACUGACGGAAAACUAUGGAUCCUGGAAUCUAAGCGUGGACAAUUGAAAAGUGUACAUGAACUUCCGGGAGAAGUCUUUUCUUCUCCUGUGGUCUGGGAAUCAAUGCUUAUUAUUGGAUGUAGAAAUAAUUAUAUCUACUGUCUGGAUUUAUUGAGCAGCAAUGAAAAAUAAUCAAAUGUAGUCCUUAAUUCCUGUGACACUUGAAAAUACUUUACCAGUAUAAAACAUUUUUACAUUAAAGAUUCUAUUUUGCUUAA